This is a messenger RNA of Tremella mesenterica DSM 1558, 513 nucleotides long. RefSeq lists its product as uncharacterized. Bases 1 to 513 code for a protein of 170 amino acids. The record is from RefSeq and is a predicted model, not a curated record. NCBI's taxonomy places the organism in Eukaryota, Fungi, Basidiomycota, Tremellomycetes, Tremellales, Tremellaceae. The transcript has 4 exons.
AUGAACCAGCAAGCUAUUCCACGACGAGAUCAAGAUGAGAUCAAGAGAGAAAAGAGUAUCAAGAAGGAAAGUCUGACAGAUGAUAUCGCAGUCAAGCUGGACCAGCACGAGAUGAAAACGAGUGAGGGUGCUCAUGUCUCCUGGACGGCCAACGAAGGUCAAGUUUGGCACGAAAUCACCAUUGACGUGCGUCAGUCAACGGGGGUUUCCGAAAUUCUAGUCCAACCGGUCCCCAUCUGUGGACGCACCAACCGUCCCACGGUCCAUCGGUCAACGGUCUAUCGAAGACCGGCUCCAGGGGUAACAAGAUCCCAGCGUGACAAACUCACCUUUGUCGCUCCUGUGUAUCCUAUCGAACUCCUUCAGAACAUGCGAUUUCCCCGGGUCUUCGCUUUUCUGCGAGACAGAAUUUGGGAUCUGUACGAGACAAGCGACGUAUUCCAUGAGAUCUCUCCAACAAUGUUCAUCUUCCUUCCACCAUUUCGAAGGAUAUCCUGGGUGGUGAAGGCCUAG